Messenger RNA from Ceratosolen solmsi marchali, 989 nucleotides. Its product is annotated as serine/threonine/tyrosine-interacting protein. Lineage: Eukaryota; Metazoa; Arthropoda; Insecta; Hymenoptera; Agaonidae. Gene Ontology annotation, cellular component: nucleoplasm; cytoplasm. The transcript is spliced from 5 exons. Gene Ontology annotation, biological process: protein dephosphorylation; negative regulation of protein binding; negative regulation of SCF-dependent proteasomal ubiquitin-dependent catabolic process. The coding region runs from base 21 to 851 and encodes 276 amino acids. Gene Ontology annotation, molecular function: F-box domain binding. The record is from RefSeq and is a predicted model, not a curated record.
UCAGAAGGAGAAUCGUGUAAAUGUCCAUAUCUAACAACAACAUAACUUUAAGAAUAAAUAUUGGGUUUUCACAAAAUAUAUUUGAAGAGUGUCAUCACAUUUUCCAGUGCAAUAAAUUAAAUCACUAUCUGCAUUUUUCUGUAAUCGAUAAAAUUUGCGGUAUGUUAUCUGUAGAAAACAAUGGGACUUUUCAAGAUGAGGAAACUGGUAGUGAUGAUGGAUCUACAGAUUACCCCAAAAUUUCUACGUCAUUAGAUACUCCUAAGGAAUGGACAUAUACUAUGAGAAGAAGCAUGCAGGAAGUUGUUCGUGGAUUAUAUUUAGGGCCAUAUAGCGCUGCUAGUAGAUCUAAACUUCAGUCCUUGUUAGAGCGUGGUAUUACUCAUAUUGUUUGUGUACGUCAAAAUAUUGAAGCACAUUUUAUUAAGCCAAAUUUUCCAGAUAAAUUCAAGUAUUUAGUUUUGGAUAUUGCUGAUUCUGCUACAGAAAAUAUCAUACAACAUUUUAAAAAAGUAAAGAUAUUUAUAGAUGAAGGUCUUAAUUCUGGAGGUCAAGUUUUGGUUCAUGGAAACGCAGGAAUUUCAAGAUCUGCAGCAUUAGUUCUUGCUUAUUUAAUGGAAACAUAUGGAUUAACUCAGCAAAAAGCAUAUUCAAUUGUACAGCAGAGAAGGUUUUGUAUUAAUCCCAACGACGGAUUUAUGGCACAAUUAAGAGAAUAUGAACCUAUUUAUCAAGCACAAAAGACUUUAAAAUAUGGACAACAAGCUUCAUCAAAUCAAAGAAGUAAACGAACUCUUCACAUGACUGAUAAUGAGCAUAUUGAUGACCGACAUGAUGCAAUGGAUAGUUGAUAAUUCUAUUAAAGUGCCAAAGUUAUCGAGAGACUUAUAAUAAUUAAAAAAGUUUAGAUUUAAAUUUAAAUCAAGAUCUAGCGUUUCUUAAUUAGCACUGAAUUAUUAAUAAUCUAUUUUGUACAGUUUACAUAUUAG